Molecule: messenger RNA, 2675 nt
Organism: Pseudoliparis swirei
Lineage: Eukaryota; Metazoa; Chordata; Actinopteri; Perciformes; Liparidae
Gene: reps2
Product: RALBP1 associated Eps domain containing 2
Exons: 18
Coding region: 95-1963 (622 amino acids)
Biological process (GO): endocytosis; endosomal transport
Cellular component (GO): cytoplasm; plasma membrane
Molecular function (GO): calcium ion binding; protein binding
Source: RefSeq, a predicted model, not a curated record
AGAGAGCCUCUCCCGGUGCGGUGCCUCCUCCUCCUCCUCCAAGCGUCAGCCCCCUCCUCCCCCCUCCUCCUCCUCCUCCUCCUCCUCCUCCUCCAUGGAGCAGGAGCGCGGGGCGGCGGGCGGCUUCGUGUCGCUGACGCAGCGCGAGCAGCGGUACUACGCCGCGCUGCACAGCCGCUGCCAGGCCGACUCGUCCGGGACGCUGAGCGGCGGGAAGGUGACGGAGCUGCUGGCGGCGUCGGGGCUGCCGCCGGAGAGCCUGUACCGGGUGACGGAGCUGUGUGGAGCGAAGCGUCUCGGCUUCUUCACCACGCCUCAGUUCUUCGUGGCCCUGAAGCUGCUGGCAGCCGUCCAAUCAGAGCGGCCCCUCCAGCUGGAGAGCAUCACGGCCAAUCUGCCGCUGCCUCGGUUCUCCGGGCUGAAGAACGAGCCGGAGAUGCGACACGCCGUCGCCCCGCCGAGCGCCGACGGCCAGGGGGGUCAGACCGGGACCGGGACCAGGACUCCAGCAGACCGGAGACACCCGGAGGACCACGUGGACAGGAAGGCGUCUCUCAGCUCCUCGUCCGCCAGGAGGAACGACUCCCUGAGCGUUCAGGACACAAUCAUAGUGUGUGAGUCUCAGUUGUCUCCUCCCCUCCUCCCUCCAGCCUAUGAGAGCAGGUCUAUGGUUCCCCCAGAGCUUCACUCCUCGCCGGGCGGCUACGGGACCAGAGCCGCGACCACGAGGACCUCCUCGUGGGGGAGGCUGGACCAGCAGGGCCUGGUGGACUCUCCUGACGAGGACCCCUGGAGAAUCACAGAGGAACAGCAGGAGUAUUACACCAAUCAGUUCCAGAGCCUGCAGCCCGACCUGGGGGCUCUGGUCCUGGGAACCAUCGCCAAGAACUUCUUCACCAAAUCUAAACUCCCGAUCCCAGAACUGUCUCACAUCUGGGAGCUGAGCGACGUGGACCGGGACGGAGCGCUCAGCUUCCCAGAGUUCUGCACGGCGUUCCACCUCAUCGUGGCCCGCAAGAACGGGCUCCCCCUCCCGGAGCGCCUCCCCCCCCCGCUGAGGGCCGGCCCCCUGGUCCAGGACCCACCGGACCCCCCCGAGAGGUCGGAGCCCCUCAUCGUGUUCGAGGACCCGGGUCUCGCGGAUCUGAGCGCCGUCGAGCGUCUCCAGCCAGGUCUGACCUCGACGACCCGAGAUGUGAAAGAAGAAUCACGUAAACAAGACGUCACUGUGAAGACGAUGACGUCUCAAGAGAAACGGAUUCUCCGUCUGGGAGCCUUCACGGAGCGGCCAGAUCCACCUCAGGACCUGGACCCACACAUGAGGACCAGGACCAGACCGAGGUCCUACUCCAGCACCUCGAUAGAAGAUGCAGUGAAGAAGGCCGAGGAGCCUCCCCCCCCCCCGCCUCGGCCCCAGAAGACCCACUCCAGAGCCUCCUCGCUGGACCUCAACAAGCUCCUCCAGCAGGGAGCUCCAGGGAUGAAGAGCGUCUGGCUGCCAGCUCCUCCUGCCCUCCCCCCUCGACCCUCAGCCUCACAGGUUUCUCACUUCGUCGUCGACGUCUCAGAGAAAAGUCCCCAGAACAAAGUUCUGCAGCCCGACUUUGCUGACUUCAGUCACUUCAGAGAAGAGGAGGAGGGCAGCGUGACCCCAGAGGAUCAGGGCCCGAGCUCCGGAGACCAACAGGUCCCCGAGGCGGUUCCUCCCAGCCAGGUGAAGCCGGUCCGCAGGAAGCACCACGCCGAGAGCCAGAACCUGGAGGCCACGCCCACCAGGCCCGCUCAGAGGCUGCCGUCCAAUCAGAAGCGAGCGGUCCAGACGGCGAUCCGUCAGCACAAGGAGAGCCGCGCCGUGCUGAGGCGGCUCAACGGCGAGCUCCAGCAGCAGCUCGAGGUGGUCCACCAGGAGCGGGUCGCCUUGGAGACCCAGCUGGAGCUCCAGAGGCCUCAGGCCUCCACGUGACGGGGCCCGGUCGGCUCUGACCCACCAACGUGCUGCCGGAUUCAAACCCGCCACUUCCUCUUCUGACCUCCACGUCCCUCAAGGGCCUCCACGUCCCUCAGGGGCCUCCACGUCCAUCAGGGGCCUCCACGUCCAUCAGGGGCCUCCACGUCCCUCAAGGGCCUCCACGUCCCUCAGGGGCCUCCACGUCCCUCAGGGGCCUCCACGUCCAUCAGGGGCCUCCACGUCCCUCAGUGGCCUCCACGUCCAUCAGGAGCCUCCACGUCCAUCAGGGGCCUCCACGUCCCUCAGGGGCCUCCACGUCCCUCAGUGGCCUCCACGUCCAUCAGGUGCCUCCACGUCCCUCAGUGGCCUCCACGUCCCUCAAGGGCCUCCACGUCCAUCAGGGGCCUCCACGUCCAUCAGGACACUGACAUCAUGGGGACUCAUGGGGACUCUGGUGAUUGUUGACUCUGGAUUUAUUGACAUCUUUCCUUCCAGUUCUACAUGACUUGAUGAAAGAAGUUCAGGUAAUUAAAGGCGCCUGUUGGAGCCCCUCACCUGUCCUCUGGAGGAGGAGUCAAGGAGAAUGUCCCGUGGCGUUCCCCCAGUGGGACGUGGUUUAGAGCUCAGCUAUGCAACGACGGGGCUCCGCCUCCUUUCGACCACGAGCCUGGCCCCGUUGGAAUGAUCCGGACUGUGAACACAGUGAACCAAUAAAGGUUUCUCUUUC